ACCCUAACGCAUAAAUAGGAGGUUUUUACGGUUUUGGUGACAUUUGACUUCCAUCAUGACAAACUAUCGAUUUCCUGUUAUUUUUGCAGUUUGUUGCUGCUUUUUUACCACAACAGUUUUGUCAUCAGACCUUGGCACAAUAGAGUUGCGCCUCUAUUUCCGAAAUGGCACUCAUAAACAAGUGAAUGCUUCGAAAGCGGGAGAACUUGUGCGGUCCUUGAACUUACAAGCAAAGACAUUGAUACACUGUCAUGGUUUUAGGCAAUCGACGGAUUCAGACGAUGUUGUUAGCCUAAUGAAAGGUUAUUUAGCUGGUUCUAAUUAUAACGUGAUCGCAGUAGAUUAUAGGCAUGUGUCAUAUAAGGAUUACCUGUCGGCAGUUAUCCUUGCCAAUGACGUGGCUACAGUUAUUGUUCAAAGUAUAAACGAUAUGGUCGCGGCAGGAAUGAAUCAAACAAAACUAGUAGCCUCUGGAUUUUCUUUGGGUGCUCAAAUCUGCGGCGUCAUUGGACGAAAAUUACCCUUCGAGCUACCAGAGAUAAUAGCUGGGGAUCCUGCCGGACCUUUGUUUUAUUUCUUCGACAAAUCGAUAUCUGCUUCGGACGCGACUUGUGUCAAAUGUAUCCAUACUGAUAUGCGCUUUUAUGGAACUGGGGAUGCCUGUGACUACAUAGAUUUCUAUCCAAACGGUGGUUCUAGAGAACAACCUGGCUGUUUAUUGUUCUCACUUCAAGACCUUACGAACUCGUGCAGCCAUAGCAGAGCUGAAAAGUAUAUGAUAGAAGCUGCGAGGCAUCCGAACGCGUUCCCCAGUGUAAAAUGUGACAGUUGGGAUGACUUUAAGAAUGGAAAAUGCAAUCGGAAUAUUAUAACACCUAUGGGAGAAUCUGCGCGAUGCUCAGUGACGGGUAAAUUCUACCUCCAGACAAAUAGUGCAUCUCCGUUUGCGAAGGGAUCAGCUGGUACUUUCUAUCAUUGAGUCUUUUAGCUGAACCGUAUCCCCAUGGAUAUUUUUAUGUAGUAUUGUAGUAAUCUUUAUUAUGUUAUAAUGUUCACGAUUGAAAAUUGUUGCACGCCUUCUGGCUGCCGAUAAAAUGCAAAUCGUCACGAAAA
This is a messenger RNA of Megalopta genalis, 1113 nucleotides long. Its product is annotated as lipase member H. Gene Ontology annotation, molecular function: serine hydrolase activity; lipase activity. The record is from RefSeq and is a predicted model, not a curated record. Gene Ontology annotation, biological process: lipid catabolic process. Lineage: Eukaryota; Metazoa; Arthropoda; Insecta; Hymenoptera; Halictidae.